This is a messenger RNA of Cuculus canorus (common cuckoo), 2151 nucleotides long. RefSeq names its product threonyl-tRNA synthetase 2, mitochondrial (gene TARS2). Lineage: Eukaryota; Metazoa; Chordata; Aves; Cuculiformes; Cuculidae. The coding region runs from base 1 to 2085 and encodes 694 amino acids. The record is from RefSeq and is a predicted model, not a curated record. The transcript has 18 exons. Gene Ontology annotation, cellular component: cytoplasm. Gene Ontology annotation, biological process: threonyl-tRNA aminoacylation. Gene Ontology annotation, molecular function: ATP binding; threonine-tRNA ligase activity.
AUGCUUCCGGCGCGCCGGCUCCUCACGGGGGCACCGCGGCGGUACCGGGUCUCCGUGCCGGACCCCGAGCGCCUCCGGCUGUUCCAGCGGCUGCGGGACGGCGAUGGGAGCGGGGCCGGUCCCGGUCCCGGUACCGCCGCGGUGCCCCCGCCCGGGGCCCCGAUCCGCAUCGCCCUGCCCGGGGGGCGGUGCCUGCCCGGCCGCGCCCAGCAGACCACGCCGCUCCAGGUGGCCGCGCAGCUGGGGGGUGAUGUGGCAGCGACAGCGCUGGUGGCCCGGGUGAACGGGACCCUCCAGGACCUUGAGCGGCCGCUGGCGGGUGACGCCGACCUGGAGCUCCUCGACUUCUCAGCACCAGAGGGACGGGAGGCUUUGUGGCGCUCGGGCGCCUGCGUCCUGGCAGCGGUGGCGGAGCAGUUCUAUGGAGCCGCGCUCUGCAUCGCCGAAGCCACCGAGGACGGCUUCUUCUGUGAUCUCCACAUGGGAGACAGGACAGUGCAGCGCGCGGAGCUGCCGGCGUUGGAGGAGGCGUGCGCCACAUUCGCCCGCGCAGGCCACCGCUUCGAGCGCCUCGAGGCCACGCGGCAGCAGCUGGAGGAGCUCUUCAAGCACAACACCUUCCAGCUGCAGCGGAUCCAGGAGGAGGUGACAUCCCCAACGGCCACCGUCUAUAGGUGCGGCCCCCUCCUCCAGCUCUGCCGCGGGCCCCUCAUCCGGCACACGGGGUUGAUCACCUCGCUCCGUGUCCUCACGAGCUCAGCCGCCUUCUGGCAGGGGCCCAGCAGCCGCCACUCGCUGCAGCGCCUCGCCGCCGUCGCCUUCCCCAGCGCCCAGCACCUCGCCGACUGGCAGCGGGCGCAGGAUGAGGCCGCGCUGCGGGAUCACCGCCGCAUUGGGAAGGAGCAGGAGCUUUUCUUCUUCCACAAGCUCAGCCCCGGCAGCUGCUUCUUCCUGCCCCGCGGCGCCCACGUCUACAACGCCCUCGUUGACUUCAUCAGGAGCGAAUACCGGGCGAGGGGCUUCUGCGAGGUGGUGACCCCCAACGUGUUCAGCCCGCAGCUCUGGGAGCUCUCGGGGCACUGGCAGCACUACGGCCCCCACAUCUUCUCCUUCAGCGCCGGCACCGAGACGCUCUCCCUCAAACCCAUGAACUGCCCGGCACAUUGCCUGAUGUUCGCCCACCGGCCGCGGUCGUGGCGGGAGCUGCCCUUGCGCCUGGCUGAUUUCGGGGUGCUGCAUCGCAACGAGCACCCCAGCGCCCUGACGGGGCUGACGAGGGUGCGGCGCUUCCAGCAGGAUGAUGCCCACAUCUUCUGCACGCUGGAGCAGCUGGAGGGUGAGAUCGAUGCCUGCCUGGACUUCAUCCGGGCAGUCUACGCAGUGCUGGGCUUCUCCUUCCGCAUGGCCCUGGCCACGCGUCCCGAAGGAUUCCUCGGCGACCCCGAGACCUGGGACCGCGCUGAGCAGCAGCUGGAACGGAGCCUCCGCGCCUUCGGGCAGCCCUGGGAGCUGAGUCCGGGUGACGGCGCCUUCUACGGCCCCAAGAUCGAUAUCCGGAUCAAGGAUGCCCUGGGCCGGCAGCAUCAAUGCGGCACCAUCCAGCUGGAUUUCCAGAUGCCGGAGAGGUUCGGGCUGGAGUACGCCAGUGCGACAGGGGGGGCGGCGCGGCCGGUGCUGAUCCACCGGGCAGUGCUGGGCUCCGUGGAGCGCAUGGUGGCUGUGCUGGCCGAGAGCUGCGGCGGCCGCUGGCCGCUCUGGCUGUCCCCGCUGCAGGCCAUGGUCAUCCCGCAGGCCCCCGACAUCGAGGAGUACGCCCGUGAGGUGCAGGCAGUGCUGCGGGGAGGGGGCAUCCUGGCCGACCUGGAUGGGGACGCGGGGGCCACCCUGGCCAGGAAGAUCCGCCGCGCCCAGCUCGCCCAGUACAACUUCCAGCUGGUCGUGGGCCAGCGGGAGCGCGCACACGGCACCGUCAACGUCCGGACGCGGGACAACCGGCAGCUGGGCGAGCACGAGCUGCGCUGGGCACUGCAGCGGCUGCAGGAGCUGCGCGAUGCCCGUGUCCCCGAUGCCGAGCAGCGCUUCUGACACCCCCUCAUGUCCCCCCCCGCACGUGUGUGUGUCCCCCACUUUGACGCCCAUUAAAGUGCUGGG